Leishmania mexicana MHOM/GT/2001/U1103 is the source of this 1074-nucleotide messenger RNA. RefSeq lists its product as hypothetical. NCBI's taxonomy places the organism in Eukaryota, Euglenozoa, Kinetoplastea, Trypanosomatida, Trypanosomatidae. The transcript has a single exon. Gene Ontology annotation, molecular function: protein binding. The record is from RefSeq and is a predicted model, not a curated record. The coding region runs from base 1 to 1074 and encodes 357 amino acids.
AUGAGCCUCUUGCAUCGGCUCCACGGCGCGCGCUGGUGCGCUUUACGGCAGCAGCGACGGCGGUGCAACGGUGUUCGUGGCGUGUUUGCAGCUGCCGCACUCGACCGCGGCGAGUUGGUGGUGUCGGUACCACUUCGCUACUGCUUCAUUACGCAGCUUGACCUUCCACGCGAUGGUGGCCGUUCCUCGUUGCCUUUGUUUGAAACCGCGAAGGAAGCGCGGCACCUGCGCCGCUGCAAUCGGGGCGUGGCGUUGUUUCCGGAGGCGUGGGUGUGGCUGCAGAGGUUCUUCGCUGACGCCCCCGCCGACCGCGUGUCUUUGAGCUCCACUAUCUCGUGCGAUGCGGCGCCGGGGAGCGUUGCUGCCGCGCCGGCCGUGAUGUCGCUUACUCUCUCCCCAGUCGAGGCCACCCUCGCUACCUGCGUGGCAUUGCGCUACUUCUACGCGCACGCACUACACCUUUCAGCGGCGACACGCGCUGCCCAUAAUGUAGGUCCAGCGCCACACGACUUGUCGGACCGGUUUACUGCCAGUCUGCCGUUCGAGGAGUACCUGCGGUGGGGACUGGAGUCUAUCUACAGCGACGCCUCCUCCGCUGAGGCACACCUGUGCCUCGAGCAGCUGUCCAGCAACCUACGUGACGCUAUCAUGACGCACGCCAACAAUGCGGAGUUCCGCUUCCUCGACGAAGCCCCGUCGUUGUUUGACACAGUGCUUCUGACAAGCCUGUACCUGGUGCGCGCCCGCGUACUACGGAUGCCGGUACUUUCCAGUACCUCGGACAAACCCGAUAUCAGCUGUAGUGUCUUUGCGCCGGGACUGGAUGCACUGAAUCACUGUGGCACGUCACCGGCCGCGGCGGUGGUGGUGUCGGCGGCGCGGCGCUCCGUUGUUGUGCGUGCACUGCGCCGCAUCAACCGCGGUGAGGAGAUCACGCUCGACUAUCGACUAACGGAUGUCGGCCGUGGAGUGAGCCGAAGGCAUCCGUCUCACAAUGACUCUCUCCCUCGAAGAGACGUCAUAUGCAUGAACGAUGAUUUGGCGGUGCGGUACCUCAUGGACGAACAGGGCUAA